UGCUGCCAGUCCGCCAUUCGUCUCCGAUACAUCCGGUAGGCAGGCAUUCUUAAAAUGCUUUGCCCGCCCAUCGUGGCGCAACCUAUAGCUCUUUGUACUGCCGCCUCGCUGCUUCUUGAACCUCUGACCCGGCUCCUAUCGUCUGUCCGCGACAUCUGGCUAGCUCCGAAUCUUGAGUAACGCAUCGCAUCUUCAGCAGACACUACAUACGUCUGGGCUGUCACUAUUUCUUUCCCAGGGCAUCGUUCAAGUCCGCAUAACCCCGAUCCUACAUGACGAGAGCGCAAGUUCUCACUUUAGCAACCGCGGCGCUCCUACUAGAGACCCUUCCUCUGGUAGCUGCUCACGGCGACGAGCACAAUGGCGGCUCUGUAGACAUGGACAUGCACGAUGCUGCGCCACCGCCAGCGGUAGACAACGGAGCUCCCCAGAGCUACUGGAGCUUGUCCGAGCACGUCUCAUUGAUGUACUGGCACAUCGCACUUGAGAUCCUGGCGUGGGUGGUUGUUCUGCCAGUCGGUGUGAUGCUCAGUAUUGCCCGCUCGCGCCUAGCAAUCUCGGCCCAAUUUAUCUUCCUCGUCACCAACGCCUUCGCGCUACUUCUUGGCCUUGUUUACAACCACAGGACACCUGAGUUGUACGAAAACAAUGCGCAUAGCAAGAUUGGAUGGAUCAUAACGUGGAUCGCCUCGGCAUGGGUCUUCAUGGCCUUGGUCCAGGUGUACACGGCGCGCGCUAAGCCAUACUCUCUUGAAGACCAUUCCGGUGAGCCUUUGAACGCCGCAAACAUGGCUCGCUAUCAUCGCGUACACGACGACGUGCAAGACGUAUCCCCUGGAAGAUGGUCAAACGAUUCUGGCCAGGGGACCGAACGCAAUUCCGCCUCUUUGUACGGUAACUCCAACUCCACCUCUCCAAGCGUUGAAUCCGAGGAGCGACAAUUCAACAUGCCGCCACGCAGGGCUACCCACGAUGAAUUGGAUGAUAUCGAUAUAGAUGCCGAGAAGCGUGGUUUUCUCAAGAACAAUGCGGUCGAUAAAUUUUUCUCGCGCAACGUUGCACGCUUUGCAGUUGGCAAGCCACUAAAGGUCCUCCGAGUUCUGUACGUCGUAGUUGAUCGUACCAUUCUCAUCCAAGGCUUUGUCGCAAUCAUGUCCGGCACUGUGGUGUAUGGAGGUAUUGGACACGGCGGCGCCGUCUUCAACGUCCUCGCGCACUACGUCAAGGGCGGCAUCUUCUUCGGGUACGGUCUGCUCACCUUGGGCCGCUGGAUGGGAGCGUUCGCCGACUUUGGAUGGGCAUGGAACGUGAAGCCACCGAAGGAGGUUGUGGGCCGUCGGCGUGCGGCUAUACCUUCCGCCGAGUUCACAGAAUCGUUCGUCAUUUGGCUGUACGGCUGUACCAAUGUCUUUCUGGAACACUUAGCCGCCUGGGGAGAUGCCUGGACUGCGCAGGAUCUGGAGCAUGUCUCGAUAUCCGUGAUGUUCUUUGGCGGUGGUUUGUUGGGCAUGAUUGUCGAAUCGUCGAGGGUGCGAGAGCUUCUGAACAGUACCGUUCUCUCGGUCCAGCCGCCAUCACAGUUCCAUGAUGAGGCGUGGCAGCAGCCGCGCCAGUACCGCUUCUCGAUGAACCCCAUACCUGGCCUCAUCAUUCUCUUGCUAGGCAAAAUGAUGAGCUCGCACCACCAAGCUUCGAUGCUGUCCACCAUGAUCCAUUCGCAAUGGGGGACCAUGUUCAUGGGCUUUGCGCUAUGCCGCGCGCUCACCUACAUCACCCUCUACAUCAGGCCGCCGAUGUCGUACCUGCCCUCGCGCCCACCCACCGAGGUUAUCACUGCUUUCUGCCUCAUCGCAGGAGGCAUCACGUUCAUGGUCAGCAACAAAGAUACCGUCGCCGCGCUCGAAUCGUACAACCUCGAUGCCAUGUUCACUUUCACUGUCACGAUGGGCCUUGUGGCGCUCCUGAUGGCCUGGACCGUCGUCGUGGUCGCCAUAAAGGGCUGGGCAACUCGCCACGAGAGCGCAAGCCGCUUUGCCAAAGAAAGCGCCGGCGUACUCGCCUGAACGAUCCUAUCGAGGUGGUCUCAUCCUUUGCACCUUCUCCUGCUUGCAUAGCGCCGGAGUCGAUACCCCUUCUAUCUCCUUCUACCUCUGCUCUAACUUGUUCGAUUCGUCGCCUCUCUCUUUUUUUGUGUACAGAUCCACGGCUUUACGACUUUCCUGUGAUACCCCCCUCCUUUUUGGAGGCGAUCGGCCUGGAAUGCUGCUGCAGCAGUUGUAUUUUGGGAGUGGAUGGUAAUGUUAAUGAGGUAUGCGG
Paraphaeosphaeria sporulosa is the source of this 2316-nucleotide messenger RNA. RefSeq lists its product as uncharacterized. The transcript is spliced from 4 exons. Bases 273 to 2063 code for a protein of 596 amino acids. The record is from RefSeq and is a predicted model, not a curated record. NCBI's taxonomy places the organism in Eukaryota, Fungi, Ascomycota, Dothideomycetes, Pleosporales, Didymosphaeriaceae.